Messenger RNA from Exophiala oligosperma, 1655 nucleotides. RefSeq lists its product as uncharacterized. The record is from RefSeq and is a predicted model, not a curated record. Bases 192 to 1490 code for a protein of 432 amino acids. Lineage: Eukaryota; Fungi; Ascomycota; Eurotiomycetes; Chaetothyriales; Herpotrichiellaceae. The transcript is spliced from 4 exons. Gene Ontology annotation, cellular component: membrane; endoplasmic reticulum. Gene Ontology annotation, biological process: transmembrane transport.
AUUUAUUUUGCCAUAUACUCCAUGCUCAUUCUAGGUCCAUCGUCAUGCGAUCACUUUCCAGAUUCUGCAGGUCUGAAAUAGUUCCACCUUAUUUCUUCUUCACGAGCUGAUGAUUUUUGUAAUCCCUUUGUUGUUGUCGUUUUCGAUAUACGGAAUAAUCGUACCUUGGAGUUGAAUUGGCAGAGGCAGUCAUGCCGUCCGGUCUUCUUCAGGCCUUCCUGGGUGCUUUACAAGCUUGCCUGUCGAUCCUGCUGGUCAUAAGCUACGGUGUAAUAGCAAGCCAAUUCAGGUUGCUAGAUGGCCCUUCGUCCAAAAAGAUCUCCAAGAUCUGUGUGCGCAUGUUCCUCCCUGCACUACUUAUUACCAAAGUUGGAAGUGAAUUGCACGCUGGCACAGGAACCAGAUAUCUUCCCAUCCUGGUCUGGGCUCUUGUAUACAUCCUCGUCUCAAUGGGAAUCGGUGUCCUGGCGGUCAAAUUCCUCAAGUUUCCUUCUUGGGUCACGCCUGCUCUGGCAUUCAACAACACGACAAGCUUGCCUCUCCUGCUCAUCCAGUCUUUACAAUCCACCGGCAUUCUCGAUAAGCUGAUCGUUGACGACGACGAUGUCUCCUCGGCCAUCGCCAGGGCCGAAUCGUACUUUCUCGUCUGUGCUAUCGUGUCAAACUGUCUCACCUUUGCCGUGGGCCCGCGCUUGGUCGAUGCCGAGAACGCACCUGACGAGCCGGAAGACGACAAGCAAGACGAUGAAGACGCCGACCGUGAACAGAAUCAGGACGGCAACGGUGACGUCGAACAGGGACAUGGUGGUCAGGACGAGUUGACCUCCCUGCUGCCCCAUCGUAUCCGCACUGGGAAGGACGCUGCACACAAGACAGCGUUCCACGUCGGCAAGAAGCACUGGGAUAAAUUGUCUCCUCGCACUCAAGACACCUUGAGCUUUCUCUCCGAUUUUCUCAACGCGCCGCUGAUUGGAGCACUCAUUGGCGCCGUCAUCGGUUUGACGCCUCCUUUGCACAGAGUUUUUUUCAACGAGAGCUUGGACGGAGGGAUCUUCAACGCCUGGAUCACCGAAUCGCUGAAGAAGAUCGGACAACUGUUUGUCACGUUGCAGGUCGUGGUCGUCGGUGUGUCGCUGUCUUCCUCUCUGAGAAAGAUGAAGCGAGGCGAACAGAAGUCGCUUCCAUGGGCGCCUACGGCCUUCAUCCUGCUCAUCAGAUUGAUCAUUUGGCCUGUGUUGUCCAUCGCCAUCAUCUGGGGACUGUCCACCAAGACGAAGAUUCUGUCCACGGAUCCCAUCCUUUGGUUCACCAUGAUGAUUAUGCCAGCCGGCCCUCCGGCCAUGAAACUCGUCGCGAUGGCCGAUGUAAGCGGAGUAGACGAUGAAGAAAAGAUGACAAUAUCGAAAAUCUUGACGCUUUCAUAUGCCAUCUCACCUUUAAUGGCUCUCACUGUUGUUGGCGCCCUGUAUGCCAGUCAAGCUGCGAUGUGAAGAGCGUGACCAUUUCGACGUGGUCACACAAAGUAGAUAUUUGCCCGUCUGUGUGAUCGGUUGAAGUGGCACGACAGGGUAGUUUCAGCCCAAGCCAUCUCUAUGCAGAGUGCGCUAAGCGGGUUGUCAGUAAAACUUUCGAACCACCAAGGUCAAUAAUGUUUG